AUGGCUUGGGGUAAAACGUACAAAAUUGGCUGUGGUAUUGCUACAAAGUGCAAUGGUGGCAGGAAACUGAUGGUCGUUUGCCAUUAUCGGCCAGCUGGAAAUAUGCGAAAUAAGCUUAUAUAUGAGAUUGGCGAACCAUGCAGGAAGAACAGUGAUUGUCAUACCGAAAAAUGUUCAGUCAAGUAUGGAUUGUGCAAAAAAUGA
Messenger RNA from Loa loa (African eye worm), 204 nucleotides. RefSeq lists its product as hypothetical. Gene Ontology annotation, cellular component: extracellular region. NCBI's taxonomy places the organism in Eukaryota, Metazoa, Nematoda, Chromadorea, Rhabditida, Onchocercidae. The coding region runs from base 1 to 204 and encodes 67 amino acids. The record is from RefSeq and is a predicted model, not a curated record. The transcript has 2 exons.